Molecule: messenger RNA, 2794 nt
Organism: Leopardus geoffroyi (Geoffroy's cat)
Lineage: Eukaryota; Metazoa; Chordata; Mammalia; Carnivora; Felidae
Gene: WLS
Product: Wnt ligand secretion mediator
Exons: 13
Coding region: 251-1954 (567 amino acids)
Biological process (GO): intracellular protein transport; Wnt protein secretion; Wnt signaling pathway
Cellular component (GO): organelle membrane; endomembrane system
Molecular function (GO): Wnt-protein binding
Source: RefSeq, a predicted model, not a curated record
AAGCGUCCACAGGCGGCGGAGCGGCCACAAUCACAGCUCCGGGCAUUGGGGGAGCCCGAGCCGGCUGCGCCGGGGGAAUCCGUGCGGGCGCCGUGCGUCCCGGUCCCAUCCUCGCCGCGCUCCCGCACCCCUGAAGUUUUGCAGCGCCCAGAAAGGAGGCGAGGGAGGAGGGAGCCUGAGAGGAGAGGGGGGCAAAUAGCACACCCUAAAACAUUUAUUUCAAGGAGGAAAGAAAAAGGGGGGCGCAAAAAUGGCUGGGGCAAUUAUAGAAAACAUGAGCACCAAGAAGCUGUGCAUUGUUGGUGGGAUUCUGCUCGUGUUCCAAAUCAUCGCCUUUCUGGUGGGAGGCUUGAUUGCUCCAGGGCCCACGACGGCAGUGUCCUACAUGUCAGUGAAAUGUGUGGAUGUCCGUAAAAACCAUCACAAGACAAAAUGGUUAAUGCCUUGGGGACCCAACCAAUGCGACAAGAUCCGAGACAUCGAGGAAGCAAUUCCAAGGGAAAUUGAAGCCAAUGACAUUGUGUUUUCUGUCCACAUUCCCCUUCCCUCCAUGGAGAUGAGUCCUUGGUUCCAAUUCAUGCUGUUUAUCCUGCAGCUGGACAUUGCAUUCAAGCUGAACAACCAAAUCAGAGAAAAUGCAGAAGUUUCCAUGGAUGUUUCCCUGGCUUACCGUGAUGAUAUGUUUGCUGAAUGGACUGAAAUGGCCCACGAGAGAGUGCCCCGGAAACUCAAAUGUACCUUCACAUCCCCCAAGACCCCAGAGUAUGAGGGUCGUUACUAUGAAUGUGAUGUCCUUCCUUUUAUGGAAAUCGGGUCUGUAGCUCAUAAGUACUACCUUCUGAACAUCCGGCUGCCUGUGAAUGAGAAGAAGAAAAUCAAUGUUGGAAUUGGGGAAAUAAAGGAUAUUCAGUUGGUGGGAAUCCAUCAAAAUGGAGGCUUCACCAAGGUGUGGUUUGCAAUGAAGACCUUCCUUACGCCCAGCAUCUUCAUCAUUAUGGUGUGGUAUUGGAGGAGGAUCACUAUGAUGUCCCGACCCCCAGUGCUUCUAGAAAAAGUUAUCUUUGCCCUUGGGAUUUCCAUGACUUUUAUCAACAUCCCGGUGGAGUGGUUUUCCAUUGGAUUUGACUGGACCUGGAUGCUGCUGUUUGGUGACAUCCGACAGGGCAUCUUCUAUGCGAUGCUUCUCUCCUUCUGGAUCAUCUUCUGUGGCGAGCACAUGAUGAAAGUAAACACACAAAUGUCAACAAUUACCACCAUUUCCUCUGCUUUGGCUUCAGCUCUUCUUGUCCCCAGGACCAAGGAUCAGCAUGAGCGGAAUCACAUAGCAGGGUAUUGGAAGCAAGUUGGACCAAUUGCUGUUGGCUCUUUCUGCCUCUUCAUAUUUGAUAUGUGUGAGAGAGGGGUACAACUCACGAAUCCCUUCUACAGUAUCUGGACUACAGAUGUUGGAACAGAGCUGGCUAUGGCCUUCAUCAUUGUGGCUGGCAUCUGCCUCUGCCUCUACUUCCUGUUUCUGUGCUUCAUGGUGUUUCAGGUGUUUCGGAACAUCAGUGGGAAGCAGUCCAGCCUGCCAGCCAUGAGCAAAGUCCGGCGGCUGCACUAUGAGGGGCUGAUUUUCAGGUUCAAGUUCCUCAUGCUGAUAACCUUGGCCUGUGCUGCUAUGACUGUCAUUUUCUUCAUCGUUAGUCAGGUGACUGAAGGCCACUGGAAGUGGGGCGGCGUCACAGUCCAAGUGAACAGUGCCUUUUUCACAGGCAUCUAUGGAAUGUGGAACCUGUAUGUCUUUGCUCUGAUGUUCCUAUAUGCACCAUCCCAUAAGAACUACGGGGAAGACCAGUCCAAUGGUGAUCUGGGUGUCCACAGUGGGGAAGAACUCCAGCUCACCACCACCAUCACCCAUGUGGACGGACCCACCGAGAUCUACAAGCUGACCCGCAAAGAGGCCCAGGAGUGACAGGCUGCAGCACCUGGCUGGGACUGUCCCCCACAUCCCAGCCCCUCUAACUAGAGCGGGGAGUGUGCCAGAGAGAGCUCAGGUGCAAAGGAAUGCUUGAGGCUCUUAGCUGGGGUUUCUUCUUGGAUCCGCGGCAUGGACGUUUGUCAGCUUGCCUUCUGACUGUAGCUCUCACAGGAGGAUUCCUGCAGCCACUAAUGCAUUGUGUAUAACAAAACCUCUAAUAUGACACAUUUUCUGUGAUCAUUGUUAAUUAGUGACAUAGUAACAUCUGUAGCAGGUGGUUAGUAAACCUCAUGUGUUGGGGGUGUUUUCCUUGGGGGAUGGUUUGGGCCAGAUGGGGUCUAUAUGGAGUGGAAUUAUUUGACUCUUUUUCCUGUUUUAGAUUCUAGGAUAGAUUUUAACAUUUUUGCAGCCCAGGAUAGGCUGAUGUCAUAGUCUUCUCAAUCCUAGUCUGUGACCACUUGUGUUUUUUUUUUUUUCUAUUUAUAUCACCAAGUAGCCUAUUGAGUUAAUAUUUAAGUUGUCGAUAGAUAUGUGUCCCUAUUUUUUAUGGCAUAAUAUAAAAUAACUGAAUCUCAUGAGAAGGUCUGUUACACCAGGGGCAUUUCAGCUUUGAAACCAAAUCUGUGUAUCCAAUACUAACCAGUCUGUUGGAUGUGGGUUUUAAAAAAAAUGUUUGCUAAACUACCCAAGUAGGAUUUACUGUAUUAAAUGGCCUUUGGGUCUGAAAAGCUUUUUUAACCUCUUGCUUAAAAUGUGUUUUCUUUUGAUAAGAUGCUUCCAACAGCCUCCAAAAGUGUAGAUCUGAUCAUUUAAAUAAACCUGUACAUGUACGCA